This is a messenger RNA of Ostrinia furnacalis (Asian corn borer), 937 nucleotides long. RefSeq lists its product as uncharacterized. Gene Ontology annotation, molecular function: nucleic acid binding; zinc ion binding. The record is from RefSeq and is a predicted model, not a curated record. The transcript is spliced from 2 exons. NCBI's taxonomy places the organism in Eukaryota, Metazoa, Arthropoda, Insecta, Lepidoptera, Crambidae. Bases 125 to 925 code for a protein of 266 amino acids.
GUGCCCGUUGACGUUUGAAAUAAACCAGUGUGAAACUAGCUACCGUGUUGUUCGUACGCGCGCCCUUCCUUCGCCUUCCUUACGAAUCUAACACGUGGCGACGGGCGAUUCCACGCGAAAUAUAAUGUCUGCAGGCGUGUCCUUCGGACUUUUAUCGGGGUUUGACCACUUAACACAAGAGUGGAAUAGUUAUAAAUCCCGGUUGAAUCAGUGGUUCAUCGCAAAUGAUGUGGACGAUGUCAAGGACAAGUGCAAGGUCAAGCGGAAAGCAAUUUUGCUCAGCGCGUUUUCGGAAGCAACGUACAAAUUAGCUAGUAACCUGGUAUUACCGAAAGAGUUAGAUGAAGUGGAAUUCGACGACAUCAUAAAAAUAUUGGAUGAGCAUUUCACUCCGAAAAAGUGUGGAUUUGCGGAGAGAUUUCACUUCUAUUCUGCGGUACAAAGGCCAGGCGAAAGUCACUCAAUGUGGGCGGCCAGAGUCAGGGGAUUGGCAGCACACUGCAGCUUUAAAAGUCUCGAGGAGGCCGUACUGGACAGAUUUGUCAUGGGUAUGGUAGCAGGCCACGAGAAGGACAAGCUAUUUGCGCAGAGUUUGAAAGAGUUAACUCUCAGCAAGGCGGUGGAGCUGGCGGAGAGCGUGCGGUGCGCGCGCGAGGCGGCAGCAGCGCUGGGCGGCGCCCGGUCAGCGGCAGCGGCGGCGCCGGCGGUCGGCGCGGGCGGCGCGCCGGUAUUCAGCAUCACCAACGGCGAAAAGUGCAGUGUGUGCGGUUACAGCAAUCAUAAAGCUGACAAGUGUCGUUUUAAAAGUUAUAAAUGUAAAAAGUGCGGUAAAAAAGGCCAUUUGCGUCGUAUGUGUUCGUCAAAUAAAGUUCAUUACGUUGAUGAAGAGUCGGUGGAUGACGGUGAUGAUGUGUUCGCAGGCUAAACAUUACAGUGG